Molecule: messenger RNA, 154 nt
Organism: Ilex paraguariensis (yerba mate)
Lineage: Eukaryota; Viridiplantae; Streptophyta; Magnoliopsida; Aquifoliales; Aquifoliaceae
Source: the annotation of a GenBank genome assembly
AUGCCUACCUUGCCUACUAUUGUCCCUCCUUCAUAUAUUGUGGUUGACAUUGAAGAGGAUCAAGAUGAGAGUGAAGAAGAGGAGGGGGAUAAUGAAGAUGAGAGUGGAGAUGAGGAUGACGAGGAUGCAACUAAGGGGAAUGACGAUUUUGCGA